UCUCGACCCUUCCGCGCCAUUCCGGUACGACGCUUGUUAGUGUAAAGAGCUCCGACAAAAAUGACUGGAUGCAGUGUAUUCGGCUGUAAAAAAAGGUCUGACACAUCGAGUGUACAAAAAGACAACGUGACAUUUCAUCUAUUUCCAAAAGACCCUAUCCGUCGACAACAAUGGAUAAAAGCUUGUGAAAAUCACAGAACAUGGCUACCCAAACGUACAAGUAAAGUUUGCUCCGAUCAUUUUGAUACGUCAUGUUUCUUGUUGCUGGCUAACAACAAAAGAAAAUUAAAGGAAUCAGCAACACCUACUUUUAAAUUACCAAAUUGCUGCAGUGAAGAGAAAGUCUAUCAAAGCGAAAAAAUGGCCAAUAUGAAUAAUAAAAAACGGAAAUUAUCACCAUUAGCAAGAAAGAAGCACUAUGACAACUUAUCUGUAAAGAGAAAAGGGUGCGAGUUGGAAUAGGUUCGCGAGCAAAUAUUUUAUUAAAAAAACAACGGAUACACUGCUCCCGAGUAGACAUGGAUUUGGCUGUGCCGUUGUUCUUAAGUCCAACUGAUUUAUUAUUAGAACUGAUAAAUCAGGCGUCGAGCAGGUAUACGAGAGCCGGAUCCCAAUAGCAAUUUCUAAAUUAGUUACAUUUGCAAUUCGUGUAAGCAGAGAAAAACGUUUGCCAAAAACGUCCAUCGAGGUCUAGGAUUCAAAAUCCUUUUGUCCUGUAAAUGCGGUAAAGAUAAAUUUACCUUAUGUAUUUUAAAUUACCUCGCCACGAAGGUAAAUCGCCCGGAAGGCGCCGAAACUUGUGAGCGGUGCAAAGCUGAAGCGACAAACACCCCGGCUGCUUUCAAACAUCCGCCACGUCCAAUGACGGACGUGUCGAGAAGCUCAUUCGUCCUAUGCUAAUCCACCUAGGAUUUAUCUAAGGAGGAGCUGCUGGACCAGGUGUUUGGGUUAUAUGGGACAUACACAAAAUUCGAACGAGUCGUUCAAAUCCACUGUGUGGCGCAUCACACCUAAACACCUUCACUAAGGCAUUAAAUUCGUCGAGAUUUCUGUUUACAUCGCUGGAGGAAUGUUCAAUAAAGGCUAUAGUGCAGCAUUGAAAACGAUGCAGAACAUGAGUUGAAAACUGGACAGCAAUGCAAAAAAUUUCGCCAAGAGCGCCGACAAGGAGCGCGUCAUCUGAAAAAACAGGCGCGCUUCAUUUUUAAGUAAAGAGGCCAGAACAGACCGUACACUUUAUCGACCAGGAAUCGCUGAUUAGUAUGUUAAUGCGAACGAAACUAAAAAACCAAGAGAAAUCCAUAGAAGACCAGGUAACACCAUCAGAAUCCAAUGAGCUGAGUGAGAUGAAUUGCCAACCAACAGCAUUGCUUGAGGGUACUUCCAAAAACCAUGAGAAUAGCGUUGAAAAUGGAGGUAGUUUACAAAGUCCAUCUGAUGAAAUAUUAAAUAAUGAAGAAAUAGAAUGCGUAAUGACAAUUUCAAAAGACGACAAGAAUAGGGUUGGAAAUGGAGAAAGUUCCCUACAAAGUCCAUCUCAUGAAAUAUUAAAUAAUGAAGAAAUAGAAUGCGUAAUGGUGCUGCAGCAUGAGGAGACGGAAAAAGAUCUUGUACUUGACGAGUCUUUAGCCAAACCUCAGACACAAAAACGUUCUCGACUGCAAGAAAAAGAUAAAGUAAUAGAAACUCAGCAGAAGAAACUACUGGUUCAAUAUAAAACAAUAGCAACUCAAGACCGAUUAAUAGCGAAACAAGUGAAAGAAAUAAACAGCCUAAAGGCCAAUGUACAGGAUUUAGAAAUAAAAAAUGAUAAACUGACAAAACGGAAUGAGUUUUUAAGAGGAUCAUUACAGAGACUAAGAGAAAAAAUGCUUAAUGAGAACAUAUAAUUUUUCUACGAUAUUUUAUUAAAGAAUGUCAUAACUUCAUACUCCACAUUUUGAUUUUCACAACUAUUGAUUUUAGAUAUAAAAUUAAGGAAAUAAAAAUAAAAUGUAAUUGUGGGGCUCACCAACCAUCCCCGUGAUUCGUUAGUAA
Pieris rapae (cabbage white) is the source of this 2037-nucleotide messenger RNA. Its product is annotated as peroxynitrite isomerase THAP4. Gene Ontology annotation, molecular function: sequence-specific DNA binding. The record is from RefSeq and is a predicted model, not a curated record. The transcript is spliced from 8 exons. Lineage: Eukaryota; Metazoa; Arthropoda; Insecta; Lepidoptera; Pieridae. Bases 1263 to 1889 code for a protein of 208 amino acids.